Molecule: messenger RNA, 210 nt
Organism: Lindgomyces ingoldianus
Lineage: Eukaryota; Fungi; Ascomycota; Dothideomycetes; Pleosporales; Lindgomycetaceae
Exons: 1
Source: RefSeq, a predicted model, not a curated record
GUUUCGGGACCCACCACGCGCGGCACAACGUCUCUUGUGCUCAGUUGUAUUUCCACGAUUGUCAUCAACACGUGGAAUGCCCUCCACUUAAAUGUGCCCGGGCCCAAAUAUUCAAAAAUGUCCCUCUUCCUUCGGAAACUAAAGUGGAUAGUAGUAGCUCUACUCGCUCCUGAAUACAUUGCCUCGGUGGCAUCAAAAGACCACAUAUUA